AUGUUUUUUCAUAUUGCAAUCAGUUGCUCCAUUCUUCUAAUAGCACACAGUUGUGGACCGAUGGAAGGUCUUCCAAAAAGCAAUCGGAUAGAUUUAGAUGUUCAGAACCCAGCACAUCAAUAUUCGCGUGCUUGUGAUAUGUAUCCCUGGAUCUGUCGUCUUAAUCAUAGCCAGUCCAAUAAUAUCACUAAUACUAUGACAGCGAGAAUUCCUCGCAGAAUAGUACCAAUAUUUACGGAAGUACUGGAAAUUGAUAUUACAAGAGCGCCAAAAACAUCGACGACUACAACUGUAGCAAAGACAACCGAAGAUCCUACAACUAUAAUGAAGACAAUUGAGGAUCUUACAACUGGAGAGCCUGUAACUGUAGCAACAACAAUCGAAGAACUUACAACUGAAGAACCUACAAUUGCAGCAACAACAACCGAAGACCUUACAACUGACGAACCUACAUCUGUAGCAACAACAACCGAAGACCUUACAACUGACGAACCUACAUCUGUAGCAACAACAACCGAAGACCUUACAACUGACGAACCUACAUCUGUAGCAACAACAACCGAAGACCUUACAACUGAAGAACCUACAAUUGAUGAGCUUAUAACCAAUGACCCUAUCAUCGAAGAGCCUAUCACGAUCUCUCGCCAAUUCUAUGAAGUCUCGCCAAUCCUACUUCCAAGCCAACCACAAA
Molecule: messenger RNA, 691 nt
Organism: Cercopithifilaria johnstoni
Lineage: Eukaryota; Metazoa; Nematoda; Chromadorea; Rhabditida; Onchocercidae
Source: the annotation of a GenBank genome assembly